AAAGGUUUAGUUGAAAUCAAACUAUGUUGAUGACUCGCUGGUAGAGGGUAAAAGAUACCCUCUUUCUCGUUCAGCGGCUGUGUUCGAACUCAACCCAAGAAAAGGCGGCGACCUAGAUUUCUUUGCCCUUCACCCAGAUUCGAUCCUCCCAUAUCAAAAAAGAAGGGCAGAUGGGUGAUAGCGGAGGGAGAGAAGGAGACUGGGCGUGCGCAGGAUGUGGUAACCGGAACUACGCCUUCCGAUCAUUGUGCAACAGAUGCAAGCAGCCUCGUCUGCUCGUCGACACCAGAACUCCGGCCGAUUCCAAAUGGCUUCCUCGUGUCGGUGAUUGGAUCUGCUCCGGUUGCACUAACAACAAUUAUGCAUCAAGAGAUAAGUGCAAGAAAUGUGGACAACCAAAGGAAAUAGCAGCAAUGGAAGCAGCAAUUGCAAUGGCUGGUGGAGCUUCUCUCUUGACACAACCUAGUUACUUUGUGAGGACUCCUCAAGGAGGAUUAUUGGAUCAAAGGUUGUUGGCCAAUGGUGGUCUCAUGAAUCACUUGCUACCUUUGAGUUCUAAUUGGCCUACGAAUGUCUUACCAUUUAAUAAUAAUAAUUGGGGUUUGGGAGGAAGAAACUUCACUGGUCUUCUUCCUCCAUUUGCAAAUCAAAGCAAUCUAGUUGUUCAAAAAGGUUGGAGAAAUGGUGAUUGGAUUUGCAUUUGUGGCUUCCAUAACUACUCUUCUCGUGCACAGUGCAAAAAAUGCAAUGCUGUUAUGCCACCAGCACUUGGAAUGAAACGAUUGGCAUCUGAAGAAAUUGGUCAUGAUUGGGAUAACAAAAGACUUAAUGCAGGGCAGGUGGGAUCUAUUACAUAUUUUUCUUAAAUGAUAUCGCUUUGUUUUGUUUUCUAACCAAUAAUGUGAAAGAAAAUCAUUUAGAUGUUUGAUCAAGUUGGUGAGGAUCAGUCAUUAGGGAUCCAACCAGAUCCUCUAUUCCCAAUGGGAAGAUCACUGUCAGCUUCAAAUUCCCAAGCUGGUCUGCAAUUUCCUAAUGUAGCUGCAAAUGGCUCAUAUUUUAUAAAAGGGGGGAAACAAUGGCGAGAUGGGGAUUGGAUGUGUUCGAAUUGUAAUAAUCACAACUAUGCAUCUCGGACUGAAUGUAACAGGUGCAAGACGGAUAAAGAUCAUCAACUGUCGGAUACUGUGACAGUUGUUGGGUAACCAUAAUAAUAUAUCAAGUGUUGAUGAAUUUUGGCUAUUCUUCUUAUAAGGAUGAAGACAGACAAACAGUAAUAAUAUAUAUUACUAUGAAACUUGUUAUUGGUUUACUUAUUGUUUUUAUUUUUAACUUUUUUUUGAGAAUGCAUAAAUUCAACAAAUGACAAAGUUUACAUAGGAGGGCAGGUUCUAGUGCUUCUUUUGCUA
Impatiens glandulifera is the source of this 1406-nucleotide messenger RNA. Its product is annotated as RNA-binding protein involved in heterochromatin assembly dri1-like. Gene Ontology annotation, biological process: regulation of DNA-templated transcription. The transcript has 7 exons. The record is from RefSeq and is a predicted model, not a curated record. NCBI's taxonomy places the organism in Eukaryota, Viridiplantae, Streptophyta, Magnoliopsida, Ericales, Balsaminaceae. Bases 171 to 866 code for a protein of 231 amino acids. Gene Ontology annotation, molecular function: transcription coregulator activity; RNA binding. Gene Ontology annotation, cellular component: nucleus.